AUGUCUACAGAACAAGCCCCGGUUUCCCUCCCAUUCGUGGGUGCAAAGAAAACUACUCUGGAGCAUCCUCUGGGUCCAUUGACUGCUUCCGAAAUCCUACAGAGUUCACAGAUCCUCAAGGGAUUAUGGCCCGCUGAGGUGAAAAUUCAAUUCAAGUCCAUUACUCUUCAAGAACCAAAUAAGGCGGAAUUAUUUCCGUUUCUCACUGCUGAGCAUUCGGGAUCUGCUCUUCCAAAGAUUGACAGAAGAAGUUUUGUGGUUUACUAUAUUAAGAAUACCGAUAAAUUACAUGAAGCUAUCAUCAAUCUGUCUACUGGACAAGUAGAGAGUAAUGUCAGACUUGGCCCAAACGUCCACAGUAAUGCCGAUGGAGAAGAAAUCAUCGCAGUGGAAUUAGCUGCCCUGGCGGAUGAAGGAGUGAAGGCCGAGAUUGCAAAGCUUCAACUACCAGAGGGCACCGUCGUUGUUUGUGACCCAUGGAUUUAUGGUUCCGAUGGAAUCAAUGAUGGCCUUUUCACCGAUGAUAAGCGCUUCUAUCAAUGUUUCCUCUAUGUUCGGGACCCAAAGAACCCCAACGAAGCUGAUAGCAACCACUAUGCUAUGCCACUUACUAUUUCUCCAGUCAUCAGUGCAGAGACUAUGAAAGUUACCCGUAUCGAUUAUAUGCCAACUGGAGCCGAUCACACAACCAAGGAACCAUCUCCAUACAAAGUCCAACCUGCCAAUGAAUAUAUUCCCGAAGCACAAGAUCUCCGAAAAGAUCUCAAGCCAUUGAAUGUUAUUCAACCAGAAGGUGCUUCGUUUAAAGUAUCCCAAUUCAGCGAACAAGGACAUACUGUCGCGUGGCAAAAAUGGACCUUCAAGGUUGGAUUCAACCAGAGAGAAGGCAUGGUUCUUUAUGAUGUUCACUAUGAUGGACGCUCUCUCUUCUACAGAUUAUCUCUUUCAGAUAUGAACAUUCCAUAUGCCGAUCCUCGUAACCCAUUCCACAGAAAGGCUGCCUUCGAUCUUGGUGAUGCAGGUGCUGGUAUCAUGGCAAACAACCUCCAACUCGGAUGUGAUUGUCUGGGCUCAAUCCAUUACCUCUCCGCCGUUCUCAAUGAUGAAAAAGGAGAAGUUCUCGAAAUGCCAAACGUAGUCUGUAUUCAUGAGCAAGAUAACGGUAUCGGAUGGAAACACACCAACUACAGAACUGGUCGUGCAGCUGUCGUCCGUAACAGAGAACUCGUUCUUCAAUCUAUCAUCACAGUCGCGAACUACGAAUAUAUCCUCGCUUUCCAAUUUAACCAAGCUGGAGAAGUCAUGUAUGAGGUUCGAGCCACCGGUAUUCUUUCAACCCAACCCAUUGACGAAGGUCUUACCGUUCCAUGGGGAACCGUCGUUCACCCCGGUGUUCUCGCUUCUCACCAUCAACACAUCUUCUCUCUUCGUGUAGACCCUAUGAUUGAUGGUCCACUCAACAGCGUCGUCUACGACGAAGCACACCCCAUGCCCCGCAGCGAUUUCAACCCCCACGGAGUUGGCUAUACCGUAGACAGCACUCCCAUCACCACCUCCGGCGGAUACGAUCUCAACUAUGACGUAAACCGCACCUUUAAGAUCCAAAAUUCCUCAGUCAAAAACCCCAUUAACGGGAAACCCGUCGCCUAUAAAAUCCACGCUCCUCCUUUCCAAAAAAUGCUUGCAGACAAAGAUUCCUUCCAUUUCAAGCGUGCCGAAUUCGCCGAUCACAAUAUCUACGUUACUUCUUACCGCGAAAACGAACUCUACGCCGGAGGCAAAUACACAAACCAAUCUCGAGGUGGAACUGGUGUACGUUCUUUCGCUGCUCGAAAGGAUAACGUACAAGAUGAUGAUAUUGUCGUCUGGGUUCAAUUUGGUAUUAACCACGUACCAAGAAUUGAAGAUUUCCCAGUUAUGCCAGUUGAAAUUAUCAAGGUCGCUUUGAAACCGGUCAAUUUCUUUACCAAAAAUCCAGCCAUUGAUGUACCUCCUUCAGAACAAAGUUUCAAUAAGAGUGUCUUGGCAAAGGAUAGCGCUGCUCAACAUCAUCAAGAAAUUGGUGCGGCUGUGAUCGGAACAAAUGGAGGUGUAUGUUGUGUUAAGGAGGGAAGUAAAUUGUAA
Molecule: messenger RNA, 2124 nt
Organism: Sclerotinia sclerotiorum 1980 UF-70
Lineage: Eukaryota; Fungi; Ascomycota; Leotiomycetes; Helotiales; Sclerotiniaceae
Exons: 3
Coding region: 1-2124 (707 amino acids)
Biological process (GO): amine metabolic process
Molecular function (GO): primary methylamine oxidase activity; copper ion binding; quinone binding
Source: RefSeq, a predicted model, not a curated record